Molecule: messenger RNA, 180 nt
Organism: Anisakis simplex (herring worm)
Lineage: Eukaryota; Metazoa; Nematoda; Chromadorea; Rhabditida; Anisakidae
Source: the annotation of a GenBank genome assembly
AUGGAAAUGAAAAGUCUAGACUUCUACAAUCACGAUGCCUACUGCAGUGCCAAAUGUCAGAGUCGUAACUACAUAGCCUCUAAAAACUUCGCCAGUGAUCUAACAACGUUCAGUCAAGACCUUCUAAACGGAUCGGCGUCAACAUCGAACAACUUCGACGUCAAAGAUGAUAUCAAUUCA